AUGACAAUUAAAGCUGUUAUUUUCGAUAUUGGUGGCGUUUGUGUAGGUUCACCUAUGGCUGGCAUCCAUGCCUACGAACAAAAGCAUGGUUUGCCAAGAAAUUAUAUCAAUGUUGCAAUUGUACGACAAGGUGAAAACGGUGCCUUUCAGAAAUUAGAAAGAGGAGAACUCAAGUUGAAUGAUUUCUAUAAAAACUUUGGUCUGCAACUGUCUGACCCCACCAAUAAGGAGCAUUAUAAACAGUAUCUGAAGAAGGCCGGAAAGCCUGUACCUGAGUUUAUUCCAGAUGUUCAUGUUGAUGGCAAAGAGUUAUUCAAAACGAUGAUGUCAGAAACAGCACGCAUAGAUCCUUAUAUCUACUCUGCCCUUCAAUGUUUAAAAGAAAGUGGCAAGUAUACUUUGGCUGCAUUAACCAAUAACUUUGAAUUACCAGAGGACGAUCUUCAGGAGGCAGAGGCAAUGGGUGCUUCAGCGGCAAUCGAACUCCGUGCCAUUUUCGAUUACUUUAUAGAGUCACGCUUGGUCGGUCUUCGAAAGCCGGAUCCCAACUUUUUCCUUCAUGCCUGCAGGAUGUUAAAUAUUCAACCUAAUGAAGCUAUUUUUUUGGACGACAUUGGCAUGAACCUCCGAUCUGCUAGUCAGCUUGGAAUGAAAACUAUUCAGGUCAAGAUGGGUCAUUCAAAAGAAGCAGUUAAGCAGCUAGAAAGCCUAACAGGACUUGAUUUACUUGGCAAGGUCUCAAAAUCAAAGCUCUAA
Messenger RNA from Rhizopus microsporus ATCC 52813, 756 nucleotides. Its product is annotated as epoxide hydrolase N-termina. Lineage: Eukaryota; Fungi; Mucoromycota; Mucoromycetes; Mucorales; Rhizopodaceae. Bases 1 to 756 code for a protein of 251 amino acids. The record is from RefSeq and is a predicted model, not a curated record. The transcript has 8 exons.